Zea mays is the source of this 2115-nucleotide messenger RNA. RefSeq lists its product as uncharacterized. The transcript has 14 exons. NCBI's taxonomy places the organism in Eukaryota, Viridiplantae, Streptophyta, Magnoliopsida, Poales, Poaceae. The record is from RefSeq and is a predicted model, not a curated record. The coding region runs from base 195 to 1670 and encodes 491 amino acids. Gene Ontology annotation, molecular function: protein binding.
GCAAAAUUCUCUCUCCGCUGACGCGAACGCGACGUCCGUCCACCUCGGCCCCCGCUGGUUUGCGUUCGCGCAGUGACUGACCACGCGGCCGUGCGGGCGCGAGACGGGACCAGUGAGUCAGUGACCACCACGCGCUCGUGGCUACCGGCUUCGCUCCCAGAUCCCGCCGCGCGCGCGAGCCCCGAGGACUGACCAUGGAGGAGCCCACGGAGUCCAGGCCAGCUGGCGCGGAGGAUCUCGCGAACGGCGCGAAAGACCCGGAGGGGCCUCCGCCGGAGGUUGAGGAGGAGGAAGUGGAGGAGCCGCCACGAUCGGCGACGGCGAAGCAGGAGGAGGCGAAGGAGGUACUAGGGUCGGAGGGGUCUCGCCCGUUCACCAUGCGGGAGCUGCUCGGCGAACUCAGGGAGGACGGCGAGACGGCGGUCGGCGGCAGCACCGCGAGAUCUGCGUUCGGCGACGGGAACGGGGUCGGAUCCGCUGAUGCCGAGGGCUCGUCCUACAGCCAAGAUAGCGCACAGUUUUCAUCACACCAUGAUGUAGCGAUGGACUUGAUAAAUAGUGUAACUGGAGUUGACGAGGAAGGACGUUCUCGCCAAAGGAUUCUUUCUUUUGCUGCUAAAAGAUACGUAAAUGCAAUUGAAAGUAAUCCUGACGACCCUGAUGCAUAUUAUAAUUGGGCUCUAGUCCUCCAGGAGAGCGCAGACAAUGUGGAUCCCAAUUCGAGUUCCUCUAAAGAUGCAUUGCUGGAGGAGGCUUGCAAAAAGUAUGCUGAAGCUACUCGACUUAGUCCAACUCUUUAUGAUGCAUAUUAUAACUGGGCUAUUGCUAUUGCUGAUCGGGCUAAAAUGCGAGGUCGGACAAAAGAAGCCGAAGAACUCUGGAAGCAGGCAAUACUGAAUUAUGAGAAGGCUGUCCAGCUUAAUUGGAAUAGCCCACAGGCUCUCAAUAACUGGGGUCUUGGGCUACAGUAUGAAUCUGCAAUGCAGGAGCUGAGUGCAAUUGUUCCUGCCCGGGAUAAACAGACCAUCAUAAAAACAGCUAUCAGUAAGUUCCGUGCUGCAAUUCAGCUGCAAUUUGAUUUCCAUCGGGCAAUAUACAACCUCGGAACUGUCUUGUAUGGUUUAGCUGAGGAUACCAUGAGAUCUGGGAAGCCAGAUGUCUCCCCAAAUGAGCUUUACAGUCAGUCUGCUAUCUAUGUUGCAGCUGCUCAUGCUCUGAAGCCAAAUUACUCGGUCUAUCGUAGUGCCUUGCGACUAGUCCGCUCAAUGUUGCCUCUGCCAUAUCUCAAAGUGGGGUAUUUGACUGCUCCUCCAGCUAACAAUUCCAUCGCACCACACGGGGAUUGGGAGGUAUCACAGUUCAUUUUGAAUCAUGAGGGCCUCCAGCAGGCUGAUGCUUCUGACCAGCCUCCAUCGCAAUCCCCUGGGCAUUUGGACAGGGGCAGAAAGCCUGUCAGAAUAAACGUUGCAGAUAUUGUUUCAGUGUCAGCAUGUGCCGAUUUAACUUUACCAAGUGGUGCUGGCCUCUGUAUAGAAACUAUUCAUGGUCCUACGUUCUUGGUUGCCCAUAGUUGGGAGGCUCUUGACGGCUGGCUAGAUGCCAUACGCCUUGUCUACACUAUUUUUGCGAGAGGGAAGAGCGAUGUGCUUGCCGGUAUUAUUACUGGUUAAAUGGCUUGCUGCAGGAGGGAAGAGCGAUGAACUAGCCGGGUGUUGUUACUGCCACUGGAGAGGCGCGAAGUUUUGGUGAUUCAGCGUCAGCCUUAUCAGUUAAAUGCCCCCUUCGAUUUGUUAGUAUGCCUCCCAUCUGUGAUGUCAGUCUUCCUAGAUAUAGGGUAUAUCAAUCAUAUAUUCGGUUGUAACUCGUACUUUCCAGUGAUUGGCGAUAGGUCCGUUUUUUCUUUGUAAAAGUGGCCGUGUUACUGUAUUAUGCAUUCACAGCAUAUGUAUCGGACAUUCUUUAAGUUUGAUUAUAUUUCUCUGUAACAAUGAAUCGAGGCAAGAUGGGCUCUGGCCCUGCUGGGCUCCACCUCCAAUAUGUAGAGCCGAGGAACAGGAGGGAAAGAACAAUGAUAUACUCCCUCAUUCCAAAUUAUAAUGUGUUUUUGUUUGCUUU